UUCAUGUCGUUGAACUUUCGAAAAAGAAGAAAAAAAUAGUUUUGAGCAGCAUUUGAUUUUGCAAGGAAGCCAUUUUAAAACAGCCUUAAACCUUCGAAAGCCAUGAGUAAAGGCCGAAAACAGCGGAUGGAUCGCACUGUAAAUGUGUCAACGCAAGAUACUCCCAAGAGACGCAGUACUCCUCGCUCAGCUGGCAAAAGGGAAUCUCCAGAAAUGGAGAAACGACAACGUUCUCGAGUGGUCAAGCGGCCAAGUGUAAGCCAACAGCAAGAUACUUUAUUCAGUGAUGAUGACAGCGAUCCGUUGGUCCAUUGUGAUAACGAUCAAAAUAUCACUAAUGACACCCCAACAUUUGAAGAUAAGCCGGAACACUUGUAUGGCUUAGAUAAUCCAACAAAAGUAGUGACAGAAGGCAAAGAUGAAAGUGAGAAUGCCCAGGCCAAACCUAUAACUAAACAUCUCAGGAAAUGUUCAGCAGUUUUCAUUGUUUGUCUCUGCUUAAUUUUUCUGGUGGCUUUGACUGGAUUACUCUCAGACCAUCUGAACCAAAAGCAACAGCAUGGAGAUGAUAAAACAGAAAUAACACUGUUGAAAAAUCGCAUUCGUAAACUGGAACAAGCACAGUCCAAUCAAGGCAUACAAUUUUCUUUCAAAGCAUUCCAAGACCAUGCUUACCAGAAAGUUUUACUUAAAGACCAGUCCAAAACCUGCGAAGGAAAACCCGUGGAAAAUAUAAUUGAAGAAGCACUUCGUCGUUGGGACGCGGACAAGAUUGGUAUCCCCGAUUACGCCUUGGAAUCAGCAGGUGGUCAGAUACACGGUGCAAAUCACUCUCCUACCUUCGCUAAUGGAGCCAUUCCUCAAGUGUUAGUCUUUGGUAUCCCUGUGUGGUAUGACGUCAAGCUACCAAGGGUGAUCAUUCAGCCUGGAAAUACCCCCGGAGAAUGUUGGGCUUUUCAAGGAAGCUCUGGUUUUAUAGUUCUCAAGCUUUCCCGUUUGAUCAAACCCACUUCUUUCACGUUGGAACACAUGGCUACAACUCUGUCCCAGUUUGAGGAUCACAGUAUUCCAAGUGCUCCUAGAGAAUUCACGGUCUGGGGGUGGGCUGAUGCUCGUGGUAAUGAAAAGGCACUCCUGGGCGAAUAUGUGUAUAAUGAUGGAGGACACGCCCUUCAAAAUUUUCCUGUGCAGGCGACCAUCGUACCAGAAUUUCGAUAUAUUGAGCUCAAAGUGCUCUCCAACUAUGGAAAUCCUGUCUUUACCUGCCUGUACAGAUUCAGAGUGCAUGGACUACCGUACAAAACAAAUAACUGAUACACACGUUUAAUCAAAUUUGCAAAGUAGGAACAGUUAUGUAAUGUAUAUAUAAUUCAAAUUGCGUGUAAAGAAUGUAAAUGGGAACGUUUAUUCUUAGUAUUGGCUUCUACUUUGUUGCUUAUAGUAUAACCGUGUAGAGAAAUUCUUGAUUGUAUACUUUGUUUCUGCUAAGUGAUUUGUCUUUGAAAUUCACACCGAGUCCUCGACCAAUCAGACACGAAACUAAAACUAGAGAUGACCACGCCAUGUACCUUUCCAGUGCUUGAAGUAGUUCAUUCGUUUUAUCUUUAUCUCAAGAUCUCAUUGUUUCCUUGUGAUACAAUUCUUUGUCAGAAGUUGAACGUCGUGUGCCGCUUGAUUUUGUAACACUUAAUCGAAAAGUGCUCUACCGAAGUAACUGUGAGUAACCAGCUGCCUAUCAAAAAAAAAAAAAAAAAAAACAAAGAAAAAAUAGAACACUAAAGGGGUUAGCUGAAUAA
Molecule: messenger RNA, 1796 nt
Organism: Stylophora pistillata
Lineage: Eukaryota; Metazoa; Cnidaria; Anthozoa; Scleractinia; Pocilloporidae
Product: SUN domain-containing protein 3
Cellular component (GO): nuclear envelope; meiotic nuclear membrane microtubule tethering complex
Molecular function (GO): protein-membrane adaptor activity
Source: RefSeq, a predicted model, not a curated record